This is a messenger RNA of Trichoderma reesei QM6a, 1001 nucleotides long. Its product is annotated as triose-phosphate isomerase-like protein. Gene Ontology annotation, cellular component: cytosol. Gene Ontology annotation, biological process: glycerol catabolic process; glyceraldehyde-3-phosphate biosynthetic process; gluconeogenesis. The record is from RefSeq and is a predicted model, not a curated record. The transcript has 4 exons. Gene Ontology annotation, molecular function: triose-phosphate isomerase activity. Lineage: Eukaryota; Fungi; Ascomycota; Sordariomycetes; Hypocreales; Hypocreaceae. The coding region runs from base 131 to 877 and encodes 248 amino acids.
AGCAUUUUCUCACCUACCACCCAAUUGAACCAAACAACAGUCAACCUACCUAAGCUUCGUCCCUUUGAUCGUUGCAUACUUUUAUUUUCUUUGCCCUUGAUAUCAGCUUCACGUCUUCAAUUCAGUCAUCAUGGCUCGCAAGUUCUUCGUCGGCGGCAACUUCAAGAUGAACGGGUCCAUCUCGUCCAUCAAGGAGAUUGUCGACAACCUUAACAAGGCCGAACUCGACCCCAACGUCGAGGUCGUCGUCUCUCCCUCCUACCUGUACCUCCUCCUCGUCCGCGAGAGCCUCCGCCCGGGCAUUGAGGUUGCCGCCCAGAACGUCUUCGACAAGCCCAACGGCGCCUUCACGGGCGAAAUCUCCGUCUCCCAGCUCAAGGACAGCGGCAUCACCUGGACCAUCCUGGGCCACUCCGAGCGCCGCACCAUCCUCCGCGAGAGCGACGAGGUGGUCGCCCUCAAGACCAAGUACGCCACCGAGAACGGCCUGAGCGUCAUCUGGUGCUGCGGCGAGUCGCUGGAGGAGCGUGAGGCCGGCAAGACCAUCGAGGUCGUCAGCAAGCAGCUCGCCGCCCUCAAGGCUCAGAUCUCCGACUGGUCCAAGAUCGUCAUCGCCUACGAGCCCAUCUGGGCCAUUGGCACCGGCAAGGUCGCCACCACCGAGCAGGCCCAGGAGGUCCACAAGGCCAUCCGAGACUGGCUCAAGACCAACGUGAGCGACAAGGUCGCCGACGAGACCCGAAUCCUGUACGGCGGCAGCGUCAACGAGAAGAACUGCGGUGAACUCAGCAAGCAGCCUGACAUUGACGGCUUCCUUGUCGGCGGCGCCUCCCUCAAGCCUGCCUUCAUUGACAUCGUCAACUGCUUGAAGCAGUAAACGGGUUACUCUCUACCUGGAAAACCGAACUCAGUAGGAAUAGAUGGUAAAACAUGAAAUAAAAAAACAGUAAUAAGCUCUCACAGAGAAAUAAAAUCCAAACUGAUACCCGAUACUCUCCGUA